Molecule: messenger RNA, 2749 nt
Organism: Spodoptera frugiperda (fall armyworm)
Lineage: Eukaryota; Metazoa; Arthropoda; Insecta; Lepidoptera; Noctuidae
Exons: 2
Coding region: 204-773 (189 amino acids)
Source: RefSeq, a predicted model, not a curated record
UUUAUUUUUGCUGAUUUCUUAAAAAAUCAUCAAGGCACUUGGAUGUUUUUCAUUUGUAUUCAUCAAAAUAUUACAAAAUGAGUGUAUUCACGACAUAACUUAAUUCUCAUAAAUAUAUUUAUUGUUUGCAGGUCUACGAUUGGUUAGAGAAACACCAGGUAUAUUUCGACAAUCAAGGAUUUACUGACGAUGAUUACAAAAUAAUGCAUUCUGCUGAGCAAGCGAGAAGAGAAGCAAAAGAGAAGAGAAGAAGGUUCUUGAAAGAUAGGAUAGCAUCCAUAUUUUAUGAACCAAAAUUCUUUAAGAAAGAACUAGUACUUUCUGAGGAAGAUUCAGAGUCCGAAGAAGAUUCAGAAUACUCUGACGAGUCAGACUCUUUUGAAGAAGAGAUAGAGUUUUCUUCACCAAAUACGGGAUCUACUGAAGAAGAGACAAAGUUUUUUGAAGAAGAAAAUCAGCCGCUUCAUUUAGAUCCCGAAGGUGAACUACAAGAAACCCUAUAUUUUGAAGAAGAGGCUCCGUACUUUGGAGAAGAUGAAGCUACAGCGGGACAACAACCUGAAUAUAUGUGUCAACCACACUACCAACCGCUAUGGCAACCACAACAGACCAUAUAUUACAUGGAUCCAGUGGACUACUAUGGACAGACCACAUACUACACGCCAAAGCCUCCUUAUUACGCACCGGUACCCUUGUAUUACGGGCCAGCUGGGUUCCAGAGUGGAGUAAUGCCAGGGUACAAUAGCUAUAACCAACAUGUGCAAUACGAGUAAGGACAAUCACUGGAUUGUCCUAUAUACAUUUUAUUACUAUAAAAUCUUAUAUAUUAGUUUUGAAUAAAGUGUUAUUUAAACAAAAAAAUUGUUUUGUUAACUUGAAUUUUUCAAUAAGUCUAUUACUGGACAGUAAAUUUUUUUACUGUAUGACCUCAAAAUUCAAUAAAUUGUAUAUAAAUAAAAAACACACUUUUUUACUUCUUUAUAUUUUCCUGGAAAAGACUAAUCUAAUAAUCAAAAUUGUAUGCGACAAGAAAAAAAUUAAAAUAGUCGACUAUUAAUUUAUCUAACUCGGACGUCGCAACCCUAUCGUUGUGUAGAUUUAAGUAUCGUGAGGUUUUUAAAACGUUUACACGCCACGCAAGUCGGAAUAAAAUCAGCACUAUUACCGAAGGUAGGUGUUUUAACAGUGCAAUGUUUCCUUAUGCGACCGAACUGCUGACACAAAUGACACUUGACUACUUCGACAUUAUGUAUGAAAUGGCGGGUGGCCCAUUCGUAGACACGAAAUGUUUGCGAAUAUUACUAUAUUAUAUUUCAAUGCCAUUUGCGACCGUUUUGUAAUGCCGGUGUAUAAUUUUACACGAUAAGCCUGUUUAAGAAAUUCUCUCGUAACAAAUGUUUACAAUAUGUUUUGGAGGCUGAGUCACCCUCGUCCAUAGAAGAGCACCCAUAAAAAUGAACCCCUACACGUGGCCUCUGGGUGGUGCUAACCAGGUGACAAUCUGAUGAUAGGCUUCGGCCGACGGCAUUAUGACCACCCACCAAGCAAAACCGUGUCGCCAAGCGGCCUAGCCGUGUUCCGCCACGAUGAUCGGUGACGCUGUAUGAGAGGAUGGGACGAGAUAUUUGUUCCACUAUGGGCAGACCAGUCUGGCGUGCGCUGGUGUGGCUUCAUCAGGUGGACAGUCGUGGAGGGUAGCGGGAUCUGAGGCACGGUGCACCGCUGGCCGACCGCAGAUAGUUGAGGGCUCAAUUAGCGUGCUAGCCACAAGUGAAAGGCUCGCCAUCUAGCGAAAAAUACCAUGGAUACGCCAUCGUGCCGGUUGGCGACCGGACGAAAGGGCCUGAUGGAUAUACAUGGGGAGGCCCGGGUGUCCCCGCAGUCUCCAAGACUGGCCUCUCAAGUUGCCUGUGUGGGGGAACAUUUCACUACCAUUCUCUCAGCAACUUAUUUACAAAUAUGAAAACAAGAGCAAAGAAAAGGGUUCAACAGCGUCUGCACUCCCUCUCCCUUAAAGUGCACCUCUCAAACAUCCGAGGCUUGCACUCUAAUAUCAACGCGGUCCAUCACCACCUUGAGACCGAGAACCCUACACUCUUAUUUCUCUCGGAGACCCAGAUCAGAUGUCCGUCCGACGUAUCUUACUUAAACUACCCAGGUUUUACUCUGAAGCACAAUCUCUCAGCAACCUUCUACUCUAUUAUGAAAGCAAGAGCAAUGAAAAGGGUUCAACAGCGGCUGCACUCCCUCUCCCUUAAAGUGCACCUCUCAAACAUUCGAGGCUUGCACUCUAAUAUCAACACGGUCCAUCACCAUCUUGAGACCGAAAACCUUACGCUCUUAUUUCUCUCGGAGACCCAGAUCAGAUGUCCGUCCUAUGUAUCUUACUUAAACUACCCAUGUUUUACUCUGAAGCACAAUCUCUCAGCAACCUUCUACUCUAUUAUGAAAGCAAGAGCAAAGAAAAGGGUUCAACAGCGGCUGCACUCCCUCUCCCUCAAAGUACACCUCUCAAACAUUCGAAGCUUGCACUCUAAUAUCAACGCGGUCCAUCACCACCUUGAGACCGAAAACCCUACGCUCUUAUUUCUCUCGGAGACCCAGAUCAGAUGUCCGUCAGACGUAUCUUACUUAAACUACGCAGGUUAUAGUCUGGGGCACAAUUCUUUAAACAAGACAGGUAAAAAAAAAUAUAACACAAUUUCCACUGUUUAAGAUACAAAAAUCCUUCAUGGGGUUAGGUGUUAAA